UACAUUGGAACAGCCUUUGAUUAUCUUUCUGAAGUCUCCGUUCUUUUACUCCCCCUGUCUUUCUCACUGUCAGGUGUCCAUGUUAAUAAAUUACUUAACAAUCUGUUCUACCACUUUAUAAAGAGAUUGUGAAGGAAUCCAGAGAUCACAGAAGAAACACUGCUUGAAACUGAAAGGUAUUAUGAAUCAUCUGAAAAUGAGGGUACUCGCUGUUGUCCUUGUUUUGGUGCUUUGUGUGUGGAGGGGAACUUUGAGUGUUCAAGUCAUGGUUGGGGACAGGAGUUUUCCCCUGGAGGCAGUGAAGCAGCUGAAGGAGCUGAUGGACUUGGAAGACAACCUUAACCCUCACCUCACAGAGACAAGUACCGCUGCCGUUUGCGCCCACCCUCUCCUGCCUCAAGUCUUUCGCCCAGUGUGCCAAGGGAAGGGCGCGGGAAUUAUUUUCUCACGACUUGUGCACAUCAUCAUGUCACCUGAUCCUUGUGAGAUAUGUGCCAACCCUUCCUGCUUUGGAUGUCUGGACUAAAAGUCCCAACUGUUAGAUGCUCAAACACAUCGAUUGAGAGCCUCAAGGGGGACUCGUCUUCAAUAGCUUCAUUUUCCACAUCUCUAUGUUUAAGGCUUCCAUGGAAAUAACAAAACCCAGCUCGUCACCCAGCAAUAAGCCCUUAAGGCCUCAUGGCUCAGCGGUCAACAGAAUGAAUUUUGGAUAGCAGUUACAUUUAAAAAUUAUUAGAUGUGGUAUUUUUUUUAUACAUGCACAUUCCAGAUGUUGGUAAUUAUCUAUUAUUGCUUCAAAGUUUGUUUCAGAGAUUUACCACAUCACUUGAAUAAGACAUUCAAUUUGGUAGAAAGCCAAUGAAGUAGCAACUACAUGUAACAUAGAUUUUUGCAUGUCUAUUAUUGGGCUUAUGUUUGGACACUCAUGAAUGACGCCUUUAAUCACAGCUUCCACAGGAGUCACUCAUCUACCCUUUAGACAACCUUCAUUUAGUUUUAUUUAAAGCUGCUCUCCUGCCUACGUCGCCUCUAAAUUGCAGCUGCUCAUCUAUAAACUGCACAACCAAAUGAGACUAAUGGAUCAGUUAAUGGAUAGAUCAAAUGAAAGAGGUGAACCAUAACAAUUACUGUAAAAAAAAACAAAACAAAAAAACAGUGGUGACUUAUGCAUGUUUGUACCAGUUUGUUCCUACAAAAUUUGCAUUAAAAUGUUUUCAAA
Xiphophorus hellerii (green swordtail) is the source of this 1219-nucleotide messenger RNA. Its product is annotated as guanylin-like. NCBI's taxonomy places the organism in Eukaryota, Metazoa, Chordata, Actinopteri, Cyprinodontiformes, Poeciliidae. The record is from RefSeq and is a predicted model, not a curated record. Gene Ontology annotation, cellular component: extracellular region. Gene Ontology annotation, molecular function: guanylate cyclase activator activity.